CAAUGGCAGUCGACAUAUACUACAUCUCGCUCUGAGUUGAAAUUAGUGUUGUUUAAACUGAAACGGGUGAUGAACCUCUCAGAGGAGAACAGGACGGUCGUGGUCUCUGGUGUACCAGACACACUGUCCAGCAGCCGCAUGGCAGACAAACUGGUUAUUCACUUCCAGAGCUCCAGAAGCCACGGAGGAGAUGUAGAAAACAUCAAGUACCCGACCAGCUUCAAGGGGGUGGCUUUUGUUACAUUUGAAAACACCAGAGAUGCUGAAAUGGUAAUCAGAAAGAAGCAGAUAAUGUGUGACAAGGAGUUCCCUCAAGACUACCCUAUCACUGUCUUCAAAUUCACCCAAGACGUGUUGUUCUACGUGAACGCUAAAGUGGACCUGUCAAUCUUCGGUGACGAGGAACAGCAGGAGACCGUGAUCCAAAGCUUGCAGUCUGCUCACAGAUCAGUGAGGAUCUGCCUUCUACCCAGCCAGGAGGGUAACGCUUCAGUGGAGGGACCCUUCUCUGCCAUCAGGGACCUGAGAGAGGACCUGCUCCAGCAGGCCACUGCCAGCAGCAGUCACCCAGGGGAGAAGCACGGGGCUCCAUCGAGCUCUGGUUACUCCCUGACCUCAGUGGCAGCAGGGAAUGGGGUAUCCCAGGUCAGCAUCAGUCACCCAGGGGAGAAGCACAGGGCUCCAUCGAGCUCUGGUUACUCCCUGACCUCAGUGGCAGCAGGGAAUGGCGUAUCCCAGGUCAGCAGCAGUCAUGCCUGGGAAAAGCACAGAGCUCCAUCUCCAUCAAGCCAUGAUCAUUCCCUGAGCUCUGUGGUAGCAGAGAGUAGGUCUUCCAGGGUCAGAUCUGGGGAUGGUGCUGAGGUGGACUUCCGGGUCAGCCGUUACACCUGGGAGAAGAAGAACAGGGCAGCUCCAUCAAGCGCUGAUCAAUCUCUGUCAAGUUCUGUGGCAGGAGGGAGUGGGGCUUCUACAAUAAAUCAAUCCUUGGAAAAGCACUGCAGUGCAGCUCCAAGCGCUGAUCAAUCUCUGAGCUCCAUGGCAUCAGGGAGUGGGGAAUCCAAGGUCAUCAGCAGCAGUCACACAUUAGAGAAGUACAUCGCUCCAUCAAGCUCUGAUCAAUCUCUGAGCUCCAUGGCAUCAGGGAGUGGGGAAUCCAAGGUCCUCAGCAGCAGUCACACAUUAGAGAAGUACAUCACUCCAUCAAGCUCUGAUUCUCUGAGCUCCAUGGCAUCAGGGAGUGGGGAAUCCAAGGUCCUCGGCAGCAGUCACACAUUAGAGAAGUACAUCGCUCCAUCAAGCUCUGAUCAAUCUCUGAGCUCCAUGGCACCAGGGAGUGGGGAAUCCAAGGUCAUCAGCAGCAGUCACACAUUAGAGAAGUACAUCGCUCCAUCAAGCUCUGAUCAAUCUCUAAGCUCCAUGGCAUCAGGGAGUGGGGAAUCCAAGGUCCUCAGCAGCAGUCACACAUUAGAGAAGUACAUCACUCCAUCAAGCUCUGAUCAAUCUCUGAGCUCCAUGGCACCAGGGAGUGGGGAAUCCAAGGUCCUCAGCAGCAGUCACACAUUAGAGAAGUACAUCGCUCUGUCAAGCUCUGAUCAAUCUCUGAGCUCCAUGGCAUCAGGGAGUGGGGAAUCCAAGGUCCUCAGCAGCAGUCACACAUUAGAGAAGUACAUCGCUCCAUCAAGCUCUGAUUCUCUGAGCUCCAUGGCAUCAGGGAGUGGGGAAUCCAAGGUCCUCAGCAGCAGUCACACAUUAGAGAAGUACAUCACUCCAUCAAGCCAUGAUCAAUCUCUGUCAAGCCCAGUGGCAGCAGGAACUUCCAAGGUCAGCUCAGGUGGUGAUGUUGACAUGGAAGAGGAGUCCACGUGGGUGGACACAAACAUAUUUCUUUACAUUAAGAGAUUUUCUAAAGACCAGUUUGACCAAUGUUUUAGGAACCACGGUGUGUCAGCUGUGUUCGGUGACAAUGACGUGGCCGACCUGACUCUGAUAUCGCUGAGAGGGCGCCGCGACAGCAAGGGUCUCUCUGAAGUCCAACUGACCAUAUCAGAGCUGACUGAUUUGGUCGCUGUGUGGCAGUCAACCCUGAGAAUCCACACGAUAGACUACAGAAGGCAGGACCUGCGUGAGAGACAGAGGCUGCUGCAGAUCUGUGCCGAGGCGAGCACCCUUUAUGAAGACGUUCUGUACGUGCAGAAGGAGCUCGGUGUCCGGGUCAUCGGUCCCUCUGUUUCCAGUCAUCUCUUUACUGAGUGGGUGAAGGAUCGAAUGGAUCAACCGGAUAAAGAGGACUUCUUGUAGUGGUGGUCAGAAUGUGGAUCAUUUUACUGUUCUGCAAUAGCAGCUAGUGCACGAAGAGCUUUUUUUGCGCGGUAUAUAUUGAUAGCACUGUGAGAUGUUUUCAAGAGAUUUCUGUGACAACUAAAUAGAAUUGAGUUUGUGUUAUUUGCUGUGUCUCAACAAGGAUGCUGUUUUGUGUCAAGCUAGCCAUGAGGGCAUAACUAGUUAUAAUAGACUAGAAACUACAUGUUAAUGAGUCAACACUAGAGGUUGCUGUUGUACCGAAUAUACACAAUUUGUUCCAUUAAAUAAAUUAUUUCUGUGUCCUGAC
Messenger RNA from Oncorhynchus mykiss (rainbow trout), 2608 nucleotides. The record is from RefSeq and is a predicted model, not a curated record. NCBI's taxonomy places the organism in Eukaryota, Metazoa, Chordata, Actinopteri, Salmoniformes, Salmonidae.